Molecule: messenger RNA, 1421 nt
Organism: Leptonychotes weddellii (Weddell seal)
Lineage: Eukaryota; Metazoa; Chordata; Mammalia; Carnivora; Phocidae
Source: RefSeq, a predicted model, not a curated record
GCGCCAGCAUGUGGACGGCCUGGUGUGUGGCUCUUCUGUCUGUGGCAGCUGUCUGUGGCACGCGCCAAGAGACAAACACUGUCCUCAGGGUUACCAAACACGUGCUGAGCAAUGCCAUUUCCGGCACCCUACAGCAGAGUGAUGCUCUCCGCUCAGCCCUGAGAGAGGUGCCCAUGGGUGUCGGUGGCGUUCCCUACAACGAUUUGCAUGUCCGAGAGCGCCCCCCAAAAUAUACCAAUGGCGACCAGCUUGGCGGUAAUUACAAGUAUGGUCACAUCGAGACCAAUGACAACACCGCUCAGCUGGGGGGCAAAUACAGAUACGGUGAGAUCCCUGAGCCAGAUGGAAGCAACAGGGACCUCCGAAACGGCAACUACCGCAAUGCUGUGAAUGCAUAUGGCAGCCCCAGGGGCCGUGGGCGGUACAGGUCAGACGAAGUUGCAGCAGCCAUGGGCAGGCUUCACCGGAGAGAGCUGCGGCCUGGAGAGAUCCCACCCGGUGUAGCCACUGGGGCACUGGGCCCAGGUGGUUUGCUGGGCAUUGGGGGCAUGCUGGCAGCCGAUGGCAUCCUGUCGGGCCAAGGUGGCCUGCUCGGCGGAGGUGGUCUCCUUGGCGAUGGAGGACUUCUUGGAGGAGGUGGAGUCCUGGGCGUCCUCGGCGAGGGUGGCAUCCUCAGCACCGUGCAGGGCAUCACCGGACUGCGCAUCGUGGAGUUGACCCUCCCCCGGGUGUCCGUGAGGCUCCUGCCUGGUGUGGGUGUCUACCUGAGUUUGUACACCUGCGUGGCCAUCAACGGAAAGAGUCUCAUUGGCUUCCUGGACAUCGCUGUGGAAGUGAACAUCACUGCCAAGGUCCGGCUGACCAUGGACCGCACGGGCUACCCUAGGCUAGUUAUUGAGCGAUGUGACACCCUCCUGGGGGGUAUCAAAGUCAAGCUGCUUCGAGGGCUUCUCCCCAACCUCGUGGACAACUUAGUGAACCGAGUGCUGGCCAACGUCCUCCCUGACUUGCUCUGCCCCAUCGUGGACGUGGUGCUGGGUCUUGUCAAUGACCAGCUGGGUCUCGUGGACUCUCUGGUUCCUCUGGGGAUAUUGGGAAGUGUCCAGUAUACCUUCUCCAGCCUCCCGCUUGUGACUGGGGAAUUCCUGGAGCUGGACCUCAAUACUCUGGUUGGGGAGGCUGGAGGAGAGCUCAUUGACUAUCCACUGGGGCGGCCAGCUAUGUCUCCCAGACAAAAGAUGCCAGACUUGCCCCCCAUGGGCGACAACACCAAUUCACAACUGGCCAUUUCUGCCGACUUCCUGGGCUCAGUGUUGGCCCUCCUGCAGAAGCAGGGGGCACUGGAUAUCGACAUCACCGACGGCAUGUUUGAAGAGCUUCCUCCUCUUACCACGUCCACGCUGGGAGCUCUGAUUCCCAAG